Silurus meridionalis is the source of this 4143-nucleotide messenger RNA. It is a transcript of the gene apba1b, whose product is annotated as amyloid beta (A4) precursor protein-binding, family A, member 1b. Gene Ontology annotation, molecular function: amyloid-beta binding; protein binding. The coding region runs from base 268 to 3300 and encodes 1010 amino acids. The record is from RefSeq and is a predicted model, not a curated record. Gene Ontology annotation, biological process: chemical synaptic transmission. NCBI's taxonomy places the organism in Eukaryota, Metazoa, Chordata, Actinopteri, Siluriformes, Siluridae. Gene Ontology annotation, cellular component: cytoplasm; plasma membrane; dendritic spine. The transcript is spliced from 13 exons.
GUGUGUGUGUGUGUUAUAGAGCUUUGGUGAACGGGGUAAAGGUUGAGUAUGAGGAUGCGGCUGUAACCCGGUGCGUCUCUGCACGCGCACUGCGCCGAUCUGACCGUCACUGCGCGCGCGGAUUUGUUACACGGAGGGAGAGCGAGAGACCGUGGAGAGGAACCGAGAGGAACCAUAGGCACGCAGGAGCGAGCUGUGCUUUGUCAUCUAUUCUCCUCCUCCUAACAGGUUGUGCAGCACCAUCAUGUCCAGCACUUAGCACCAGCCAUGAAUCACAGAGAGGAGCUAGAGGAGGUGGAGACCAAAGCCACACAACCUCAAAGCAUCAGACACCCAAACGGUUCACCUGUAGAAGGAGGCCAUCCGAGGUGGAGGCCAUGCCAACUGAACAGCAAAGAUUACAAGGGAAAUCCCCAUCAUCAUCAUCAUCAUCAUCAUCGGCAUUACCGACAAUCACACCAAGAGCAGCCUGGUUCUAACCGAGUUCUACCACGAGAAAGCCAAAAACCUGCCCCCUGCCCCACCCCUAGAGGGUCGAAUGAGAGUGGAGAUGCAGAUCCACAACUUUGUCAGCAGCAACGUUCAAGCAGAUUGAGGUAUCGACAGAGUGGUGAUGGUGGGCAUCAGCACAGACAUCAACUGCAACCCAGACAGAUUCAUGCAGCACCUCAGGCCUUUGAUGCACCUGAGAGCAGUUCAUCCAUGGACAUUUUGUCACCUGAGGAGUCUUCCCAGGAACUGAUGACACCAUCUUCACAGGACGAUCUGAACCCUUCUCAGGAAGAACCAAACCCUUCUCCACAGAAAGUGCCAUCUGUAGAAGCUCAAGCUAGAAGUAGCCCAGGUCUACAUUGUUCAUCCAGUACUGAGAGUAACCUUCAUGCACACUCUGAGCAGACUGAGCAUCAGAACAGAGAGAGAGAGCAGAUGGAGGAGUGCAAAUGUGGGAUAGACCAAUGGAAGGAGGAAGGAUGUCUUGAACAGAAAGAGGAAGGGACAGAGCCUCACAGAGAAGCUGAACAUGAAGAACAGAAUCAUAUGCAGAAGAAUUCCAUGGCAAAUGAUGAUAAGUUCAGAGGUAGUAGGAAAACCAGUAGAAGGUCUGGACCCAUCAGAGUGGAUGUGCCACCUUUUGCAGAAUUUCCACAUCAGCAAAUAACAGUCCAGAAUUUCCAGUCUCAGCCUUUCUCAGAACCACUUAGAGGUUAUCCAAUGGAGCCCAUAUCAGGUUCUAUGUUCAGCUCCACUGCUGCAAGCACUGACAUGAGUCCUGAAUUCAGAAACGCUGCUCAGUCGUAUGAAGAAACAUUUUCAGACUCUAGUUCAGAAACCUGUUCUACAUCAUAUCCAUCAGUCCCUGAGUCUUGUCCAAAAAUCUACCCAGUGACUCCAACAAAAUCAGACAGAGAACUUUACCACUCACCACAAACAGGAUGGUAUCAGGAACCGUCUAAGGAACAGUGGGACUUUGAGAACAAACAUGAUAUGUCUCUCAGUGAAGAUAUUCCACAGAACAGUCUGCAUGAGGAGCAGAAAGCACAGGGUUCUGUUGGAUCCAGACUACACCACUAUGAUGAACAGUCAGGAGAUGAAUGUAGCACUUCUGAUAGAGGCACAACUAAUGUUUGGAGACAUCGUGUAGAAAAUAAAUGUUCAGAGAUCAGGAAGGAGCAGUGUGAGCUUCAUCAUGGUUUGCCAGUAAUGGACAGAGAAGAGAAGUCAGCACACAACUCUGGAGAAGACAGAACAUAUACUAUUCAAGAAUCUGCUGAUAUUUCUGGAAAUGCGAUCUCUCUGGCAAUACGAGACAUAAGGGAGGCUAUUGAGGAAGUGAAGACCAAGACGGUGCGUUCCCCAUACACACCUGACAAACCCAAAGAGCCAGUUUGGGUAAUGAGGAGAGACAUCAGCCCGAUGGAAGAGUGUGGUCCAAACCUUUAUUCACCCCCAUCUCCUCCACAGCUUCCCUUUCUUCAGAACACAACAUGUUCCCAGGUUCUAGCUUCAAAUGACAAGGUUCCUCUGGGGGCCGAAGUUUCAGGAACUCAUGAGCUCCAGGAAGGAGACAUCAGUCCCAGUUUACCAACAGCGGAAGAGUUGAGAAGGAACUUGGCUGCUUUCCCCACAUACAUUGAUGUUCCAGGGCCAUGUGAUCCUGAUGAUCUGAUCGAUGGAAUCAUAUUUGCAGCCAGUUUUUUGGGUUCCACACAGCUGCUGUCUGAGAGAACUCCGAGUAAAUGCGCUCGCAUGCAGCAGGCUCAGGAGGCCAUGAGCCGCGUCCGGGCUGCAGGAGCUGAGCUUCACAAUACUACUGAGGUGGAUCUCUUUGUAUCAACUCAGAGGAUCAAAGUUCUCAGCGCUGACACACAGGAUACAAUAAUGGACCACCCUUUGAGGACCAUCUCAUACAUCGCAGACAUCGGGAACAUGGUGGUGUUGAUGGCACGCAGGAAGAUGAUUCGCUCUCACAGUGUGCAGGAGCAGCUGGAGACGGCCGACGCCCAGCACUCGAACCCAGCACAGGACGGGCAGCACCAGUACAGGAUGAUCUGUCACGUGUUCGAGUCAGAGGAUGCUCAGUUGAUCGCUCAGUCCAUCGGUCAGUCGUUCAGUGUUGCAUAUCAGGAGUUCCUGAGAGCGAACGGAAUUGAUCCGGACGAUCUGAGUCAGAGGGAGUACAGUGACCUGCUCAACACUCAGGACAUGUACAACGACGAUCUGGUCCACUUCUCCAAAUCUGAGAACUGCAGAGACGUGUACAUAGAGAAGCAGAAAGGUGAGAUCCUUGGUGUGGUCAUUGUGGAAUCCGGUUGGGGCUCCAUCUUACCCACCGUCAUCAUCGCCAGUCUGAUGCACUCGGGACCUGCAGCCAAAUCUGGCCGUCUGAACAUCGGAGAUCAGAUCAUGACGGUGAACGGGACGAGUCUGGUGGGUCUCCCCCUGUCCACCUGCCAGAGCAUCAUCAAGGGCCUGAAGUCUCAGUCCAGGAUUAAGAUGAACAUUGUCAGAUGUCCUCCAGUCACCAUGGUCCUCAUCCGCAGACCAGACCUUCGCUACCAACUAGGCUUCAGUGUACAGAAUGGAAUUAUCUGCAGUCUGAUGAGGGGGGGUAUUGCAGAAAGGGGCGGAGUCAGAGUGGGUCACCGCAUUAUUGAGAUUAAUGGGCACAGUGUGGUGGCCACGCCCCAUGAGAAGAUUGUUCAUAUUCUUUCUAGUGCAGUUGGAGAGAUCCACAUGAAGACGAUGCCUGCUGCUAUGUACCGCCUGCUGACGGCUCAGGAACAGCCGGUCUACAUCUGAACCUCGCUAGCAUCACAUGCUUCAGCCUCACACACUCGCUAACGUUUCAUGUGGUUUUCAGAUUGUUUACAGUUGUGUUUACACUGGAUGUAAAGAUUUUUCAUACAUAAUAUUAAAAUAAGCCUUAAUACUGUAUGUAAUGAUGGAGAGAUGCGACGUCACCCACACAUGCUAACAGUACUGGUGUGUAAUCCAGAUUACAUCUGAAAGACUGAGUGCAGCGGGGGAGGGGCGGAGCCACAGGUGGGGUUACAUUAUAUGUCAUUUAUAUUUAGUUGCAUUUGUGUUAAAUUUCAAUUUCUGUGUCUGGUAUAUUUUUAUUUCUUGGAGAUGUAGUGCAGGUUUACGCAAUACGAGUGCCGCAGUCACAACCCUGCAGAUUUAUAGAUUUAAUUGCAGCGAUUGACGUAAUUUAGUUUUGAAAUGCAAGCAAAAAAAAUCAGUGUGGUGUACAAGUAUAAAUAACUGUAUUUACUCUCUCUCUCUCUCUCUCUCACACACACACACACACUCCUCCAGAACACUUCUUCAUAAGCCAAAGACUAAAAUCCAGAGAUUUAUUUAUGAACUGAAGACUGGACCUUUACUAACAUCAGACUGCUGUGUGUGUGUGUGUGUGUGUGUGGUUAUAUUAUGCUCUGAAUUAUUUCACCGGAACCGUUAGUAAUGAAAGUCAAGGAAAUGUGUAUUUAUUUUAGAUCUGAACAUUAACAUUUACAGCAAACUGAUUAGAAAAAUGCAUAAAUCACACUGACCUCAAAAAUCUAAAUAAUCUGUUUAAUUACAGUAAACAUGUAAAUGCUGUGAUUUUUUCCAUUAAUAAUUAAAGAAUUUUAUAAAUGA